Chanos chanos (milkfish) is the source of this 1173-nucleotide messenger RNA. RefSeq names its product chromosome 1 C22orf39 homolog (gene c1h22orf39). NCBI's taxonomy places the organism in Eukaryota, Metazoa, Chordata, Actinopteri, Gonorynchiformes, Chanidae. The record is from RefSeq and is a predicted model, not a curated record. The coding region runs from base 10 to 336 and encodes 108 amino acids. The transcript has 3 exons.
AAUUGGGCAAUGGCAGGGUCAGACUUGCCGUGGAGGCCUCCACGGCCGUGUGACUACUACUGGAGUGAAUUCAGGCACUGUAAGAGUCUGAGGAACCGUUUCCAUCACUACUACGUUUAUGGCACAUUCCCGUCCUGCGAGCAGUGGAAGGAAGACUACCACAUGUGCAGAGAGUGGGAAAAAAUUCAAAGCACACACUGCAAGGAAUCUCUUCAGCAGAGUGAGAGGAACCGCGUCGCAGAGCAGAGAAACUUCACUCCGGUGUGGGAGCUCAGACAAACCCCCCCUGCUGACUGGCACUCCCCUCUCAACCAGGGAAAACCACAGGACUCUUGAACACACACACACACACACACACACACAAACACACCUUAACUGUUCAAUUCGAUUCCUGACUGACAUCUGCCCAUUAAAAAGGGGGCAGGGGGCAGGAUUGUUGAGAACAGGCCAUACCUCUUUAGCUCCUUAAGGGAUUCGCUGUUGCCGUGCAACCAGCCCAGACCUCUCAGGACUCUUAGUUACACACUCUCCACUCCCACGCAACUCUCCGUCCAGUCUAUGGUCCUCCUAUGCACCGCUAACGUGACUCUGUGGUCACACCCAAACUAAAGCCUCCAACUGAAGUUCCACUCAACAGUUAAGUGCCUGCACAUCCUCUGGAGGCCUGGCUGGAAUUUCUCUCAUUAAGGCUCUGAAUGGUCCUGAGAUUUCAGACCUUUGCUUCUAAAGCAGAGGAGACAAAAAACAUAACAUUGAAGAGGGUGUAAAAGUGAAACUUUGUGUUCUGUGUUAAGUUAAAACUUCUGAGUGGCCCUGUGCGAGUAUAAUUUAUGAAAUCGUUAAAUGUUAUGAUAUUAAUUAGAGAAUGUGCUUUUUCGUUUAUGAAACAGACUAUAGUCAGAGUUAAUGAUUUGACUUUAAGUACAGAAUGGGUGAGAGGCACCGUGUACUUUGUACCAAGUUGAAAAUGCAGUGGUUUUUAUGCAAGCGUGGCUCUCUCACACAUUCAUGCUGGUCUAAAGAUGCUUUCAGUGGUAUUCUUCAAGCUGAAAACGUCCCACAUGUAGAAACUGUGUUGGGUGUCUUUUAUGCCUCUGGAUUCAUGCCGCACAAAACACCUGUUUAUGUAAGCAUUUCAUACAGGGGCUUCCCUUUGAAAUUUCAUGUGAGACC